AUGGCUUCCCCUCUAGAUCACUUCAUCUACACAACACUUUUGGCAAACAAUGCACUACCCCUUACGGAUGUCUUUAUUGUAGAUGACAAUGCUACUCUUGAGGGAAACAAGGAGGUAUCAAGCUCCUGUGAUUCGACCUCAAGUACGCUGUCAUCUUCCGACGCAGCUUCAUCGCGAUGGGACAACAAUUGCUGUCCCUCACCCUUGGAGCAUAACAGAACGGAAAAACGAAGCGGAAGCUGCCCACCACGAAUUCCAAGGCGAAGGUUCAGCGACACAAUGCCAAGGAUGAUGCCGAGAUUUCCAGAGCUUUUGGACUUUGAGGAUGAGGAAUUCACAGUCGCUGUCCAACGCAGACCACACCAACCUAGCGAUUCAGAAAAGAAGCAGAUGCGGAAGGUCGCUUCCUGGGACUCAGCUAGCACCGUUUCCUUCAAUCUCCGAUGGCUCCCGAAUUGA
This is a messenger RNA of Seminavis robusta, 459 nucleotides long. The record is from the annotation of a GenBank genome assembly. Lineage: Eukaryota; Bacillariophyta; Bacillariophyceae; Naviculales; Naviculaceae.